Molecule: messenger RNA, 2613 nt
Organism: Penicillium pulvis
Lineage: Eukaryota; Fungi; Ascomycota; Eurotiomycetes; Eurotiales; Aspergillaceae
Exons: 1
Coding region: 1-2613 (870 amino acids)
Source: RefSeq, a predicted model, not a curated record
AUGGACCGCCACGACAUCAUGGCAGAGCAGCGGGCCAUCGAUCCCCAGCAAGAGCCACAACAGCUGGUAGAAACGGCCCUUCAGAACUCAGUCCUCCCGGUGGAACGUCCUCUUUCUCUCUUUGAGCGCGUGAUCACCACCAAUGCUCCCAUUAUAGAAUCCCUAUUACUCCAAAUUCCGACCGACACCAUUAUCAAGCUCUACCACACCUCACACUACCUUCGCACAUUCCUUCGCUCAUAUCCGAUCGCAUGGAGGUCUCUCUCAUUUCGUCUACUCUACCCAUCCGGCAGUUUGCCGGCCAGCCGGAUUGUCAUUCCGGGCAUGUCGGAUUUCGAAACGCAACGUCAAUCCCGCCCAUACGCCCUGGACCAGCUGUUAAUGCAUGUGGUAAUCCCAUUCAGCGGGUGCCUGCGGAGCUUGGAGCUGGAUAACACGGCCGUCUCAGGUCAGAUUUUGAUUUCGACGGUGUUGCAUGCGCGCAGAGAACACUUAGAGCAUCUUUCUGUUCGCGGCUGCAAGAAUGUCUCUCUCAAGUAUCACAUCAUCCCUUAUCUGACGAUGUUCGGACUGCAAUAUGACGUGGACAUGGAACGGAAUGUCGGCAGCUCCCCGGCGACGAAACGGUUAGCGCUCAAGAGUCUUUACGCAUAUCGAUGCCGCCAUCAUCGUCGCCGGCCUUAUCUCACUGCGUCGCUGUUGCGCAAGGAUUCCGACUCAGAGCCUACUCAUGAACUUGUCAACCUUUGCCACAAACUGGGGAUUUGGACGGAUACCGCGUGGUGUACAACGCCUGCUGGCAGGUGUUUUCGCAGGCGCGGAUAUGUCUCCAUGCGAGUUCCGCAAGGUUCCCCUGAAGUCUGGGUGGUAUUUGAUCGACUUUGGAGAUGCAAGAACUGGAUCGGGCCAGUUGAUUCAUCUAUACAUCGCCCGCAUGUAGAUGAUGGGAAGCUCUGGGAGAAUUGCGAUACGGGAUGCAACGGAGAGGCGAUUGGCACAGGCGAAGGGCCUGACUUGGGCGAGGGUAAGAUGACUCCUGCACAUCUUCGUCGAAGCCAUACUCAAUUCGUGCACAAUGUAAAAUGCGAUGGCUGCCUGGAGGAUAUCUCAGAGAGAUGUGAGCAAUGCAGUAUUCUGAUGCACUGCGUGGGGUGCCGCAGAACCCUGUGUGCCAGUUGCGCUUACGAGCGGCCCUACCUUCACCGUACAAACUCCGGCGCAUCUGCCGCGCAUCAUCAUGAACGCGACCUGCAAACUCCCAACUCCUUCUGGUGGGCCCCUGGGGCUACACUUUCACCUAGCUCGAUGCAGGACCCCAUCGCAAAUCCUCUUGAAAACACUCCCUUCCAUGGAGGAGCACCGGCAUCACAUCCUGCUCUAAAGUUUCACUGGUGCUGCACGGAACCUAUCUUUUCUGGAGGUGGGGGCAUCAGCAUUGGCACUCCCAGUCGGGACGUGGACCAAGUGCGCGCUGUUCCUUUGCCUCGUAACCGAGGUUGGGAGGACCUCGAGUACACCGUUAGCGAGUGGAGCAAGACAUUCCCAAAGUACGCUUACGGUGAUCCUAGCAAACCGGAUUAUUCUCUUGAGACUGGGCACCUCGCCAUGAUGAAGUGGUUGCUAGGGCCACCUAAUCGGCAAGUCUCACCAUGUCCCCGGAACUUGUGCCAGGAUUGCUACGACUCGCCACAGUGGAAGGUGCAUUGCAAAAGCUGCUCCAAGCCACUUUGUAUCGAGCAUGACCUCCGUGGUCUCCGUCUGCGUAUCUGUGGCUACCGAGACCUCGCAUUUGAGAAAAUGACCAUCCAAAACCGAUCGGCGGUCAGCCCUCCAUCCCCUGAUGCGUCAUUCAAUCAAGUUUCGGGAUUUGACCUUCCCUUUCGCACUCAGCGCCUGAUCGACUCCACCAACAGUAGUUUCAUCGAGGACCAACAGGGUGACAUGAUCAUAGAUGACAAUCUAUCCGACCCGCCCAUCGGCGAUCCGUCUCUUUUUCCUCGAAAUCCUACUCGCUCGUUCUCCGCACCACCGUCAAACCAUUCCGGGUCAUCCUCCCCCUCAUCUUCGUAUUUUGAGUCCGCAUUUGAGGCCUCGCGGUGGCAAGGCUGUCAGUCCUUCUUCUGCCCGCAGUACCGUUCCCAUGGGGAUCAGCGACAGCGGUGCUCAAGCUCACUCCGAGAAUGCAAGGCCUGUGCAGUGUAUGUCUGCCAAGACUGCGUAACAGCCAACCCUCCCUGCAAGUGCACCUACUGCGAAGAGAACUAUCUGUGCCCAAACUGCAUGAAAGUCCGUGCUCGUGAUGGCGCUUGCCGCCGUCGAGAGGAGGAGAAAGCCCGCAGAGAGCGCAAGUGGAAAAGGGACAUGCAGGUGCUAGAGGGCAUUUUGGAACUCAAAGUGGCCAAUGAAGUGGCCGAGUAUGCCGGUCAGUUCUUCGACUGUAUCGAGCAUGGUCCGGAUGAUGGGAUUCCUGUCACACCCAUCGAAAAUCACGAGUCCGAUAAUAUCUUGCCUAGCGGUUCUCUAGAACCGCCUGCGGACUCGGACGUCGAAGUGGGAUCCUCCCUAUUCGUUGCCGGGACCAAUUAUAUCACGCCACUUUACGAGUUCGAAUAA